UCAAUUGUUUUGUUUUGUAUUUUUUUACAUUGGAAUCCUCUUUCAGUUUUCUCCCACCUUCAAAACAACUUGCUUCCAUUCUCUCUCAGCCUUUCCACAGUAUUCACUAUUCACAGCACAGCUUGCUUCCUUCUUUGCCAUUUCCAUAAAUUUUCACUCUCAUCAGGGUCUCAUUUUUUCAGCACCGCGCGAUCAUCUUGGCCGCGUUCAUGGGGAGUAAAGAGCCAUGGUUACCGGGCGAGCUGGGGCCACAAGUUGAUGAUGCACCGCCAACGGUGGAGCCGAACCGCUACAGCCACCGAUCGAUCGAGACGCUGGUGGUAGUUCUAGCCGUGAUCACCAUUGUGGGUGUCAUUGCAGGCAUCAUUGCCCGGCUGUGUGGCGGCCGGCAUUUCGGCAACAAUGGGGAGAACGACAUAGAAGGAUGGGUAGAAAGGAGGUGUAGGAGUUGCAUUGAUGGCGGAGUUCCGCCUGCAGCAGUGGAGCCUAAGCCACCAGCGGCAGCACCGCCAGCAGCAGAAGAAGCAAAAAAGUAAAAAAAAAAAAAAAAUUAAAAAAAAAUGGAGAUGAUUGAAUUGGUAAUUAGCAUGUAAUUUUAGUAUUAGAUAGUAAUUGACUGUAUAAGCAAUUAAUCAUGUGUGGU
Corylus avellana is the source of this 643-nucleotide messenger RNA. RefSeq lists its product as uncharacterized. Lineage: Eukaryota; Viridiplantae; Streptophyta; Magnoliopsida; Fagales; Betulaceae. The record is from RefSeq and is a predicted model, not a curated record.